GUGAACCGUGGAGUGCGGGUCUGACGCGGAUUACCUGGAUACUGGUUCGAAGCGUGGGUGGGCGAGCACCAGCAGAGAAAGCUGCACUUUUUUUUUUUUUAGCAGAAACGUUUCUCCACGUUCAUUUCCAAUGGGAUCAUUACCGAGAACUUCAGUCAUGACGAGUCUCCUUUUUCACACUCUUUAUUUAUCACUUAUUCUGGAGGCGAGCUGGGCUAAAGUGGAUGAGGAUCUAGGGGAAGCCGCGCGUCAGAGUGCUGAUGUCCCACUGGCGAUUGAGGAGCGCGUCUUUACGCACGAAAACGCACACCGGGACAUGGUCUCCACCAAUAUGUUCAAAGUGUACGAGAAGUACACUAAAGAGCCGCAGAGCCAGAGGGACGGAAACACCGUGAGGAGUUUUAAAGCUGUCCCCAAAGUCCUUCACGGCAAAGAUGUGUUCCAGUUCAAUCUAUCCUCCAUCCAAGACUCGGAGCUCAUCCUCUCUGCCUCCUUUCAUUACCUCCACAAGCGUCCACGCCAUCACCAGCGACCCUGGCGUUUCCGAAGGCCUCGCCACCCGUCCAGCAGCCUCCAGCAUCCCUAUCCUCCCUCCCCAAAGCUCCUCUUCUAUGGAUCGUCCUCUAACUCUGCUUUUUCAACACCACUGGGAAACAUAACUCUGGCCUCUUUCAAGAAGAGCUCCUGGCAAACAAGCGAUGUAACGGCGGUGUUGAAACAUGCCAGGGAAAACAAAGAGCUUGUGGUCACAGUGGAGUUUGUCUUGGGGUUUGGAGCAGCUCGGGUGCAGCAGAAAGAGCGUUUCUCCUCAGCUAACCUGCCGUAUAUUUUAAUUUACGCCGAUGAUCAAGCUAUAGACGAGCCGAACAGUGUGGCCGUGUCACUCCAGCGGUACGGCUCCUUCCCUGUAGGGGAGGAAACGUCCCCUUCAGCGUCAGCCUCAAGGAUCCGGAGGGAGCUUCACCUCCAGAUCCAAACUAACGACAUCCCGGAGGUCCAGUUCAACUCCCUGAAGAACCAUGAACUGUGGCAGAACACAUAUUUCCCUGCCAAAGCCAAAGCAGCAGUAAAAGCAGGAAGGAAGCAGGGUCAGGACAGCAGCGAGGGCCUGAGUAAGCCCCAGGUGCUGAGCUUCGAUGAGAGGACGAUGAAAAAGGCCCGCCGGAGACAGUGGAGUGAGCCCAGGGUGUGCUCCAGGAGAUACCUCAGGGUGGACUUUGCUGACAUCGGCUGGAGUGAGUGGGUUUUGGCACCAAAGUCAUUUGAUGCUUUCUACUGCGCUGGGACGUGUGGAUUCCCCAUCCCUAAGGUAGUCCGUCCUUCCAAUCACGCCACCAUCCAGAGCAUCGUCAGAGCAGUGGGAAUCGUCCCCGGUGUUCCUGAACCGUGCUGCGUUCCUGAGAAGAUGAGUCCGCUCAGCGUUCUUUUCCUGGAUCCACACAGGAAUAUGGUGCUAAAGGUUUACCCCGGUAUGUCUGUGGACACGUGUUCCUGUCGGUAAGGCUGGAGCUGUGGGACAUUUCAUCACAGAAGAUGGGAAAUUAUCAAGAGGAUGUAAACGUAUAUGAGGACAACAUUUCUAAGAGGACAGUAGUGCUGCUGAACACUGAGGACGAACUGAUCUGAAACAUGGACUCUAGAUGAGACCUGAACUCGUAGAUAAACCUUGGACCUCUCUUUGCAUGUUCAGGCAUUGACUCAGUUACUUAUUGAAGAAUUCUUGUAGAUGUAUUUUUGUCUGUUUUGCCUUUAUUAUCCAAUAGCAGUUUAAGAAGUGCACUUAAUACAAGCCUGUCAUUGUUGUGGCGGUAACUUUUCUGAUGUACAGAUGGACUGAACAAUAAGUACAAAAGUGUUGAUUCUUCAGGAACUUUAUUUGAUCCCUUAUCAGCACAUUAUCACUUUUAUAACACAUUUUUUUUUUUUACUUUUACCUGACAUUUUUGACUCAUACUUUAAUCCUAGCAUCAUGGGUUCAACAGUUUUUCAAAUAUUAAGACUGAAGGACCCUAUUUUUCUUUUCCAGCGCCUUUAAAAUGUACACAUUUCUUGAUAAAGUGAACUUUACAUGGACUCACAGACUCUGGCACCACAUCAUAAUCUUUGUCAUGUAAAUACUGUAGUUAUAAUUCUGUCUGAAUGGUACUAAUUCAUAUGUUCUAUGCUGUCAUUAAGAACCUCCUUUAUAUUAUCAGGGCUGUUAUUAAUGCAUGAGAAGCUAUAUCUCCUCUGAGUUACUUUAGCAUUUGUCUAAAUCGUGUAUAUAAUGAGUGUAUUUGGACACCAUCUGGGAUUUCAUGUUCUCUGAGCGUCAUGUGGUUGUUCCUCCUUCAUUUCUCAGAAGGACAACAGUGCUUUGCUGCCACCUGCUGUGCAUUAUGGGAAAGUUUAAACUUCAGAGGAUAGAGUACUUCCUUUGACUGUUCAGCAUUUCCUCUUUAUAAAUUAGAGCUGUUUUUCAUAGUUGGCAUGUACAGUUUGUAAUAAAAAUAGAUUAUCAUUAUUGAAAGUAUGAUACGAUUUAAUGACUAUGUUUAACAGUGUAAUUUAAUCAUGAUGUGAUGGGUAUUUUAACAAACGAUAGACAUAAUGUAAGCCUGGUAAGGAAAUAAAAAUGAA
Cheilinus undulatus (humphead wrasse) is the source of this 2619-nucleotide messenger RNA. RefSeq names its product growth differentiation factor 10b (gene ifngr1l). Gene Ontology annotation, molecular function: cytokine activity; growth factor activity. The record is from RefSeq and is a predicted model, not a curated record. Gene Ontology annotation, cellular component: extracellular region. NCBI's taxonomy places the organism in Eukaryota, Metazoa, Chordata, Actinopteri, Labriformes, Labridae. The transcript has 3 exons. Bases 131 to 1501 code for a protein of 456 amino acids. Gene Ontology annotation, biological process: SMAD protein signal transduction; BMP signaling pathway.